AUGGCGGAGGAAAUACUUCUGGAAAGCGAUGGAAAACACGGCACGCAUCUCACAAAGCCUCUGCUGGCGGUGGCUUUCCUGGCCUCGUUCGGCAGCUCCAUGCUCUAUGGCUUCAACUUGGCGGUCGUCAACUCACCAGCACAGUACAUCAAAAACUUCUACAAUGAGACGCUGACAGAAAGUUACAACUGGAUUCCCGAUGAGAGGCUCCUCACCAUCCUGUACUCCGUCACCGUGUCCAUCUUCGCUAUCGGUGGGAUGACGGGGGCCCUGCUGGUGGGCAAACUCGUAACCAAAUUUGGAAGGAAAGGGACGCUGGUGAGAGCGACUGUGCUGGUGUUUAUAGGAGGAGCUCUUAUGGGCUUCAGCAGAAGCUGCCGGAUGCCUGCGAUGGUCAUUUUGGGACGAUUCAUCACAGGAGUACACUCAGGUAUCUGCCUAAGUGUGGUGCCGAUGUACCUCGGUGAGAUCGCCCCCAAGAGCCUGCGAGGCUUCCUGGGCCUCGUUCCCAGCAUCCACAUCUGUCUGGGAGUCUUCAUCGCUCAGGUCCUGGGACUCCAUGAACUGCUGGGAAAGGAAGAGCACUGGCCUCUGCUCCUGUCCCUCAUAGUGUUCCCCACCAUGAUCCAACUGAUGCUGUUGCCAUGGUUUCCAGAGAGUCCACGGUACCUGUUGAUAGAGAAGGGAAAUAUUCACGCCACCAUAGAAGCUCUGAAGUGGUACCGCCCUAAAGGAAACAUCCAGGCGGAGGUGGAUGAGAUGCAGGAGGAGCAGCGCUCUCUGUCCUCUAUCCACACCAUCUCCGUUUGGGGCCUGCUCAGGGACCGCUGUGUUCGCUGGCAGGUCAUCACCAUCAUGGUGCUGAACAUCGGCAUGCAGCUGUCUGGCAUCGAUGCGAUUUGGUUCUAUACAAAUGACAUAUUUAGGGACGCAGGAAUCCCUGAUCUUAAUAUUCAGUACGUAACUGUGGGAACUGGUGCCAUUGAGGUCCUCUCUGGGAUGCUGGGGUGCUUCACUAUCGAGCGUGUGGGCAGAAGGCCUCUCAUCAUUGGCGGCUUCCUCUUCAUGGGUAUCUGCUGUGCUGGGAUCACAUUGUCUGUCCUCUUCCAGGCGCAGAUGGCCUUCAUGCGCUACAUCAGUGUCGGCUGUGUUGUUGGGAUCAUCGCUGGCUUCUGCAUAGGUCCAGCUGGUGUGCCCUUCCUGAUCACUGCAGAGCUUUUUAAGCAGUCUCACCGACCAGCUGCCUACACGGUGGCUGGUGUCCUCAACUGGAUGUCCAACUUCACCAUCGGCUUCGUCUUUCCCUUCCUAGAGAUGACUAUGGGCCCUUACUGUUACCUGAUUUUCUGUACCAUCUGCUUGGGAGUGGCCCUCUACACCAUCUUCGUUAUUCCUGAGACCAAGAACAAAACUUUUAUGGAGAUCAGCCAGAUGUUUGCCGCCAAGAACAACAUCCUGGAAGAAGAGCUGACCUCCAAUGGGCAUCUCAAAAUGGCUGAGAUGAACGGCUAUGGAACGCUUGGCCUCCACAGCUAA
Messenger RNA from Trematomus bernacchii (emerald rockcod), 1536 nucleotides. RefSeq names its product solute carrier family 2 member 15b (gene slc2a15b). NCBI's taxonomy places the organism in Eukaryota, Metazoa, Chordata, Actinopteri, Perciformes, Nototheniidae. The transcript has 12 exons. Gene Ontology annotation, cellular component: membrane. Gene Ontology annotation, molecular function: hexose transmembrane transporter activity. Bases 1 to 1536 code for a protein of 511 amino acids. The record is from RefSeq and is a predicted model, not a curated record. Gene Ontology annotation, biological process: monosaccharide transmembrane transport.